Molecule: messenger RNA, 2969 nt
Organism: Amphimedon queenslandica
Lineage: Eukaryota; Metazoa; Porifera; Demospongiae; Haplosclerida; Niphatidae
Exons: 2
Coding region: 88-1881 (597 amino acids)
Source: RefSeq, a predicted model, not a curated record
UGCAUGACUAUAUCAAACAGAGAAACACUUAACAUUGUUAUCAUUGUAUGGUUUGGUGUGUUAACAAUUACCUUUCUAUAGACUACUAUGGAUGCUUUGGCUGCCAAGAACAAAGAGUCUCUCUCUUUCCAAAGAAAGAUAAAACUAGAGGUUGAGCCUACACAGUGGACCCAUCAUCGGGGAGGAUGGAGCUAUGUCCUCCAGCUAAUGAAUGAUAGUCUUGUAGCUAAAGAUGGUGGUACUCUUCUCAUCAGUGCAGUUGAAGAAUGGAUCAGUGAUGAGAAGAUUAUCAGUGAGCCAUGGAUUGGAUUCAUACACCAGGUCCCUAGGAAUAAUUAUUUUUAUUAUCCUGACCUGGAGAGAUUGGUAGAGGAUGAGCACUUCCUUCACUCUCUUCCUUACUGUCGCGGCAUUUUUGUUCUGUCUUGUGUUGUGAAGGAUUUUCUGCUCCAACACUUGAAAGGAAUAGUACCAGUAGCUGAGGUACUCUACCCUUUUACUCCAUUUCCGGAUAGCAAAAUGUUCGAGUGGUCAAAGUUUGACGGGAAGGUCAUAUUUAUUGGCGAGUUUCUAAGAAAAUUUCAAGAUUUUUAUGAUCUGGUCCUACCAGAAGGAAAAGGUCUUAGGAAGAUACUUGUAAAGUCUGAGGGAGUCCGGUUUGAUAGACUUCGUGACUGUAGCAUGAACCCGCUCAAACUUGCAACCAAUGAUUCCGUUGAGGUCAUAGAAGAGAGGCUGAGUAAUGAGGUCUAUGAUGAAUGGCUUAGCUCUAGUGUUGUAUUCCUCAGUCUCUUUGAUGCACCAGCUAAUACCACCGUCAUCGAGUGCCUAAGUAGGAACACUCCACUGGUCAUCAACCGGUUACCGGGGAUAGAGGAGUACCUUGGGAAGGAGUAUCCACUUUUUUACGAUUCUCUUCAAGAAGCGACAGAUAUUCUAGCUGAUGAUGCCAAGUUGAAAUAUGGCACUGAGUACCUCCAAUCUCUUCCAAUUAAAUCAAAAUUAAGUGGAGAUCAAUUUAUACGCAGUUUCAGCAAUACCUCCAUAUACAGAUCUCUUCCACUCCCUCCGUCAGAAGCCAAGGACCCAACUCAGACCUCUUUUCCACAAUACGACCUGACGGUCAUCAUCUGUUCCUACAAAAGAGUGUAUAACAUCCAAAAGAUACUGGAGGCUUUCAAGGGGCAGGAUUUUGAAGGGAAUUUUGAGAUAAUUCUUUGGAACAAUAACCCCGAGACACAGAGCGAGCUGUCACAAAUUGUCUCCAAAUUUAGGUCCAAGAUGGACAUACGACUCAUCCAGUCUUCAGAGAACUAUUACUGCAUAGUUCGUUUAGCCGUAGCUCACUUGAUGCGAAGUGAGUUCUUACUAAUCUGUGACGAUGACGUUAUACCACGUCCAAACUACGUAUCAACAUUCACUUCCAAGUAUAAAGAAUACGGACCAAAGGCCAUCCUCUGCUGUAGGGGACACGUGUUUGCUCCUCACGAGGUCAACGUUGAGAACCCAAAGGUUUUUUGGGAGACCUACGAGCACCUGAGGUUUUACGAUGAGAGUAAACCUGACAGACAGAUUCAUUUUGUCCAUGCUGAUAAUUGCUUCAUUCCUCGUAAGCUACUGAUUGAAGCUAGUACUUAUCCCAUGCCUAGUCCUGACACUGCACUGGUAGAUGAUUACUGGCUUUCCUUUGUUCUCUCUCAUCAUCUUGAUGUUCCUCUCUGGAAGAUUUAUGGGAAGGAUAUAUUUGACUCAACCCCUUGCUCAGAAAAUGCUGAGAUUGCUCUUUAUUUUAACAAGAGGGUUGAGAAUGAGAGAGUUAAUUUUUACGUGUAUCAUACUAGCAAAGGCUGGCCAAUUAGUCGACCACUAAAAUUUGAUUAAUACCUUUAGUAUUAUUAUUAUUAUUAUUAAUAUUAUUAUUAAUAUGCUGUUUUACUUACUAGUGUGCAUAGUUAAUUUUUGUAAUAAUUAUUAUAGAAACCCAACCCAUCAUAGCCAAACUGCUGAGAGUGCAUUUGAUGCUAUAACACUCAUUAUUCCUUAUAAGGUCAUUGGGUUUCAAUGGGUGUAUUCUUGGUCUUCACAUUGUGGAUAAAGUCCAUCAUCAAAGCACUCUACCUUCGACUGCCUUACUUCAAUAAAAGUUUCAUGAUCCUUAGUUCGGGGCGAUCAGGCUCAACGCUUUUGGUCCAAUAUCUCAAUUACCAUCACUCAAUAAAGUGUCACAGUGAGUUACUCAAUCGGGAAGAACUCCGUAACUAUCGUAUCAGUGUUGGCGGGUCUGGUGGAAAGGGGGUGCCCCUUGUUCGUUAUUUAUUAUCUCAACUUCUUCCUCUCAAUCCAUUCAAGCCGUGGACUGGUUUUAAACUUUUUAACGAGCAGCUGGAGUAUUGCAGCCUCCCUCUUUCUCAAAUCACAAAAGCUCUGUGUAGCCCCCCAGUUAUUGUACUCUACAGGGAGAACAUACUAGAGACAUUUGUGUCUUUGAAAAUUGCUGAGAGAAACGGGAUAUGGUUUUCUGAGGACACAGUCAAUUCUUGCUCACUUGAAGUUGACUGGGAGGAAUUUCAUGAGUAUCGUCUGGUAGAAAGAGACCGGUGGAAGAAGAGCGUGAGUGAGUUAUUUUCCUCUAUUUCAAAUAAAAUAUUAUUCAUCUCGUUUGAGGAGAUCGUCUCAAACAGAGACGAAGCCAUGGAGAAGGUUUUUGGAUUUUUGAAUCUGCAAAGUUGUUAUGUUGAGGCUUGUUCCAAGAGACAAAACCCACAACCUCUGGAGGAAAAAGUCUCCAAUUAUUCUGAUAUUUUAGACAAGGCUAGGAAUGAGAGUGUAUCAUUAAUGCUUACUAAAGACUGGCUGCAGGAAUGCAUGAACAAUGAGAUUUAAAAACUAUAAAUUAUGAUUAGAGUAUUUUUGUUCAUUUUGAAUGAGUUUAAUUUUCAUUUUUGAAUGAAAGAACAACCUCCUGCGUA